Molecule: messenger RNA, 1617 nt
Organism: Asterias rubens (European starfish)
Lineage: Eukaryota; Metazoa; Echinodermata; Asteroidea; Forcipulatida; Asteriidae
Product: nudix hydrolase 20, chloroplastic-like
Exons: 8
Coding region: 129-1334 (401 amino acids)
Molecular function (GO): 8-oxo-dGDP phosphatase activity
Source: RefSeq, a predicted model, not a curated record
ACUCUCCCCAAACGUACCUCCUCCUGCAGGCAGUUUAGCCGUUUAAAUCAGUAUCAGCAUACUUAUCAGCAGGCCCAGCUAGCAGCAGCACACACACAUGGUCAACCUUCGGCCUUCGGACGAAUAAAAUGAGGUGUCGUAGCUCUGUUGUUGAUAUUACUGUAAGCUUUGCCAUUGGCAUUAGCGGAUUAACUAGGAUUAUAAAAACAUGUGAUUGUCAGCACCGAGGUCAAUGCAUUAUCAAUGGAUUUGGUAGUCAUUAUCAAUAUUAUCAUCACUCCCAUCAACAAGAUCGAACUCCUCUUGGCUUCAACAAGUCAUUUUUGAACUGUCGUCAUCAUCGCCAUUUGAACUUGUUGAGGUCAUGUAGUACAGAGAUGGCCGCUUCUUCAGGAACUGUUGACCGUCUGUGGUCAGACCAAAUGUUUGAGGUUGUGACAUGGUGUAAUUCGUUUUAUUCCAUAGACUCAAGUCGGAGUAAAUGUAAGCCAUUCUUUAUCGAGAAUCAUCAAGUCGGCCACAUCACCCCAACUGUUCUCAAACAUCUUCAAGGUUAUCCAGAUGUCUUUGUCAUUACAAAAGAUGCGGCCUCAGAUGCUGUGGAGAGAGUUUCUUUGUCUCCUUCAUUGAAGACGUUCGAGGAGCGGACAUCCAAGAUGGCUGUACUUCUUCAAAAUUUGAAAAAGUUGUCAGUGUUUAGAACGCUGAGAGGAUGGCGGGAUGAGAUGUACGCAGUGUCAUCCUCAUACCAUGAUGUAGCACUCAUGGACAUGGAACGUGCAGCUACUUGUCUGUUUGGAAUUAAGCAAUAUGGAGUUCAUCUGAAUGGAUACUGCCACCACCCAACUAAAGGAUUGUGUAUGUGGGUUGGGAGACGCUCUUCGACAAAGUCAACAUUUCCGAACAGACUGGAUAAUGUGGCAGCUGGUGGUCUGCCAUCAGGGAUGUCAAUCAAAGAAUGUCUUGUCAAAGAGUGCGCAGAAGAAGCGUCUAUCCCAGAAUGCAUUGCAGUAAAAGCUGUACCCGCUGGUGCCGUGAGCUACUUUUAUGAGGACAAACAAGGUCUUUUUGAUGAAACACAAUUUGUUUAUGACCUUGAACUUCCCGUGGACUUUGUGCCCGAAAUCAAUGACGAUGAGGUCUUAGAAUUUUACUUAUGGACGAUAGAAGAGGUCAAGGCAAAGAUAGCGACCAAGGAAUUCAAACCAAACUGUGCCCUGAUCAUUUUGGAUUUCCUCAUACGCAAGGGUCAUAUUUCUGCAGAUAACGAACCAAAUUAUCUUCGGUUUCUGCAAGGGAUCCAUUCGGAUGACCCAACAAAGCUGUUCCAGUAAAACUUCUCCUUUAUAAGUGACUGGUCAUGCAGAUAUUCAGUUCAUGUUAAUGUGUCUACAAGAUAGUCUCCAAACACUAUUUUUAUAUUCUUUGUUUUAGGGGGGGGUGUUGACUGAAAACAUGUAAUAUUUGUGUUUUUUUACUUGAUAUUUAUAUAUUUAAAAGUUGCAUCCCCUCAAGGUGAUCCCCUGACUGCCGCUUAGCAUGUUGUAUCGUAAUUUGGGUGUGUUCCCUGGCUACACAGCAGCUAGUGGUUAUGAAUAUAUGGCUUCUGACUGGAAA